This is a messenger RNA of Trichechus manatus latirostris (Florida manatee), 4146 nucleotides long. RefSeq names its product zinc finger protein 689 (gene ZNF689). Lineage: Eukaryota; Metazoa; Chordata; Mammalia; Sirenia; Trichechidae. Gene Ontology annotation, biological process: regulation of transcription by RNA polymerase II. Gene Ontology annotation, cellular component: nucleus. Gene Ontology annotation, molecular function: DNA-binding transcription factor activity, RNA polymerase II-specific; RNA polymerase II cis-regulatory region sequence-specific DNA binding. The record is from RefSeq and is a predicted model, not a curated record. The transcript is spliced from 3 exons. Bases 306 to 1808 code for a protein of 500 amino acids.
GGCAAAGAGGUUAGGAAGCCGGCAUGGCGCUCUGGUCAAUAAAAUCGAUAGCUGGAAACAGCCUGUGUUCCAGGCAAAGGCGGUGCAGUAGCAGCGCCGCCAUUUUCCCCGAAGGCAUCUUCCGGUGCUUUUCACCCACAGCGAAAGGUUUCCGUUAGUCCCGCAGGCGACCAAUUCCGAUCACCUCCCGACCUCCCAGCCGAGCUCGUCCCCGGCCCGGCGAAAGCUCCUAAAUCCUGGAAUUCGCCAGCGCCAGGGGCCGAGACUGGGACGAGGAAGGCCGUGGCGCCGGCUUCUCCGGUCCAAUGGCGCCGCCUUCGGCCCCGCUCUCCGCGCGGGGACCUGGAGAAGCCGGGCGCGGCCGGAGGAGGGGAAGGAGGCCGAGGGCCGUACGGUUCGCAGACGUGGCCGUGUACUUCUCCCCCGAGGAGUGGGGGUGUCUGCGGCCCAUGCAGAGGGCCCUGUACCGGGACGUGAUGCGGGAGAACUACGGUCACCUGGGCGCGCUAGGUUGUGCAGGUCCUAAACCAGCCCUCAUCUCCUGGUUGGAACGAAACACCGAUGACUGGGAACCGGCAGCCCUGGAUCCGCAGGAGUGCCCGAGAGGGAUAACAGUCCAGAGAAAGACCAGAACCAGAAGGAAGAAUGAGGAGAAGGAAGUAUUCCCACCUAAGGAGGCACCCCGAAAGGGGAAGCGAGGUCGCCGGCCUAGCAAACCCCGACUAAUCCCCAGGCAGACAUCUGGGGGCCCUAUCUGCCCUGACUGUGGCUGUACCUUCCCUGAUCACUCAGCCCUGGAGAGCCACAAGUGUGCCCAGAAUCUGAAAAAGCCUUACCCUUGCCCGGACUGUGGGCGCCGCUUUUCCUACCCAUCCCUGCUGGUCAGUCACCGGCGGGCACACUCUGGCGAAUGCCCCUAUGUUUGUGACCAGUGUGGCAAACGUUUCUCCCAGCGCAAGAACCUCGCCCAACACCAGGUUAUCCACACAGGGGAGAAGCCCUACCACUGCCCUGACUGUGGCCGCUGCUUCCGCAGGAGCCGGUCCUUGGCCAAUCACCGGACCACCCACACAGGCGAGAAACCCCACCAGUGCUCUAGCUGUGGGCGUCGCUUUGCCUACCCCUCCCUGCUAGCCAUCCACCAGCGCACACACACAGGAGAGAAGCCCUAUACCUGCCUGGAAUGCAAUCGCCGCUUCCGCCAGCGCACUGCUCUAGUCAUCCAUCAGCGCAUCCACACAGGCGAGAAGCCCUACCCGUGUCCAGACUGUGAGCGGCGUUUCUCCUCAUCCUCCCGCCUGGUCAGUCACCGACGUGUGCACUCUGGGGAGCGUCCCUAUGCUUGCGAGCACUGUGAGGCCCGCUUCUCUCAGCGCAGUACGCUGCUGCAGCACCAGCUCUUGCACACAGGAGAGAAGCCCUACCCUUGCCCAGACUGUGGGCGUGCCUUCCGGCGGAGCGGCUCUCUAGCCAUACAUCGCGGCACACACACGGAGGAGAAGCUGCACGCCUGUGAUGUCUGUGGCCGCCGCUUUGCCUACCCCUCGCUACUGUCCAGUCACCAGCGCGUGCACUCAGGCGAGCGGCCCUAUGCCUGUGACCUCUGCUCCAAGCGCUUUGGGCAGUGGAGCCACCUGGCUCAGCACCAGCUUCUGCACACUGGGGAGAAGCCUUUCCCUUGCCUUCAGUGUGGCCGUUGCUUCCGCCAGAGGUGGUCUCUGGCCGUCCACAAGUGUAACUCCAGGGCCCAAAACUGUAGCCCUAGAUCUGCUAUAGAGGGGCCUAGCCAGAGAGGCAAUGCCCUUUAGAGUGGGAAGCACUGUAUGAGUUAAGGAUUCCAGCCCCUUUCAUGGAGGGGCCCAGAGAAGGGAAAGAGGAGCCCCAGUCAUACAGGGCAGAGUCAGAAUGAAAACCCAGGUUUCCUGCUACACAAGAACUCUUUAGUAUAUUCCACCUGCUGGCUGCCUUAUUGUGUGUGUCUGGAACAGACGGUCCCAUUGGGAGAGGUGAUACCAUUUGCUUAAAGUUUUCCAAGCUACCCCAUCCUAAAACACUGUGUAUGGAUAUCAGGGCUAGAAGUUCUCUCCAUCUAUUUUAGGGGCUGUCAGCUUUUCUAGUUUGUAGGUACAGUCAGGAGAAUCCCACUUACAGGGGGCAGGACCAUCGCCUACUCUGCUGCUUCCUCCAUGCCAGGCUUGAAAGAACUGGUUUAGUUCCCUUUUUACAACACUCCUGCCAAGUGGUCUUCUACCCCUUGCUUGAAAACUUCUCUUGACAGGGAGCUCACUACCUCACAAGGCAGGUCAUUUCAUUGUGGGAUAGCUUGGAUCUUUAGGAGGUUGUUGAGUACUACAUUCUCCUUCCCUGUAAGCCUUGCCCAGAAUAUGCUUAGUACUUCAUCUGCAUGCCUUCAGAUAACUGUUAAUCACAGCUACUUUGCCCCCACUAAUUUGGUCAGUCAUUUCUUAAAGACAGUUUCAAUUCCCACACAAUGUGUCUCCAAACAGGUGCUGGUUUUCCAGUGUUCCUUUUCAAAGGCUAUGUAGGAAUAAGCCAGUGCCACAUUGUACACUGUACCCCUCCUUGGUCUGUGCUUGUGUUAACAGCCUAGCUUGCACUGGACUUUGGGCAGCUGUUCCACACCCUGAGUUUAUGGGAUGCAGACAUCUAAAUGCCCUAAACUUUUUUUAAAUAUAUUAACCACGUGCUAUGAAGCUAAGUCUUCUGUACCCUGUGUUUUGAAAGUUGGUUCACAUCAAGUGUAGGACAUAAAAGCACAGUAACCUUUGGGAGACGGUUGAUUUCGAGGAAAAGCAGAGGAGUUAUGGCCUAGCAACAAGAAGUUAGGAUGGGACCUCCUUGUUGUACUUGAUCUUGUGGCCCUGGAUUAGUUCCAGGGAGCUGGGAAAUCCUUGAGAACUGGGUCUUACUCCUCCCUGAUUCUCAUCAGAAUAAGGAGAAUCAGCACAGAACCUUAUAUCAGGCCUCAGUCAACAUCAGUUUUCAUAAAAUAAGGUAAGGUCAUUCAAGGAGUAUAGGAAGGAAAGUGAAGUCUACAAAGCAGGAAGAGUGUGUUCAUGCUUGCCUCCCUCACAUAAGCUCUUGAGGGGUAGCAGUGUCUUACUGCUAUGCCUGGUGGCACAGUGGUUAAGCAUUUGGCUUCCAACCAAAAGGUCAGCAGUUCGAAUCCACCAGCCACUCCUUGGAAACCCUAUGGGGCAGUUCUACUCUCUCCUGUAGGGUCACUAUAAGUCGUAAUUGACUCGAAGGCAAUGGGUUUGGUUUUUUUUUAUGCCCCUAUGGCGCCCACCUCUAAGUAGGUGCUAAGUAAAGCUUUACUGAAUUUAAAUGCGAACAAGGCCUGCCAUUUUUGCCUUGGGCAACUGCACCAAAUUGAAGCUUCCAAACAUGACUUAUCCUCCAGCAGCUGGAGUGGGUCAGCCUCCUACCCCUGCUGCUGUUUCCUGAACUCUCUAGAUCUCACCCUGAGUAAGGAGCAGCUGGAGGGCACUUCACAUUUUGUAAUUACUUCUGGUAUUUAGCUCGGUUGCAUUGUAACUUUCUCCUUGGCUGAUGAGCUACCCCAGGGCAGGGGCCGUACCACAUUGGGUCUCAUUAAAGUCUCUGAUGAAUGAAUUAUGUUCCUUGUGGAAUUACUGUUGUUUACAAAAUGGAAGUCUAAUUUCUUGACUGAGUUGAAAGUUUUACUGUUCUGAUUGAGACCUGCCCUGCCAUAGCAGAGACCUAUUAGAAUGUUUGUUUUAGCUCCUUCCUCUACCCGUUAUCACCAGGCUGACCCAACUAUUUCCUUACUUGAGAAUUCUGUAACUUUCUUUGUGCCUGGAAUAUAACUCAUAAAACUUGGGAGCCAUUAUUGGUCAGGUUCUAGUAAGUGGUCUGAGGACAGCAGUGAUGAGAGAAACUUUCUAGGUUCCCGAAGACACCUCAGUCCCAGGGUCCAUUCGAUGACCUGCUGUGAUCCUGACCCUCUAUUAAGUUGGAGAUCCCAAUAUCCUUCCAGUAAAUUCCCCCUUUAGUUGAGUUUGUUACUUGCAACCAAAAGAAUUAACUAAUACAUAAUCCUAAUCUGAGUUAAUCUCUAAUCUGCCUUCAUACCUAUAUCUGAGCUGUGAAGAAAAAGAAAAA